Messenger RNA from Anopheles bellator, 983 nucleotides. RefSeq names its product probable dimethyladenosine transferase. The record is from RefSeq and is a predicted model, not a curated record. Lineage: Eukaryota; Metazoa; Arthropoda; Insecta; Diptera; Culicidae. Gene Ontology annotation, cellular component: mitochondrial matrix. The coding region runs from base 19 to 939 and encodes 306 amino acids. The transcript has 2 exons. Gene Ontology annotation, molecular function: rRNA (adenine-N6,N6-)-dimethyltransferase activity. Gene Ontology annotation, biological process: rRNA methylation.
AACAUUGGCUGGGUCAAAAUGCCGAAAGUGCGCACCGAGAAAAAAUCACGCGUACACAAUGAGGUCGCCAAGCAGGGCAUCGUGUUCAACAAGGACUUUGGCCAGCACAUUCUCAAGAAUCCGCUCGUCAUCACGUCCAUGCUUGAAAAGGCGGCCCUCCGUCCAACCGAUGUGGUGCUCGAGAUCGGUCCCGGUACCGGCAACAUGACGGUAAAGAUUCUCGAAAAAGUGAAAAAGGUGGUGGCCUGCGAAAUCGAUCCGCGGCUUGUGGCGGAACUGCAAAAGCGUGUCCAGGGUACGCACCUGCAGCCGAAGCUACAGAUACUGAUCGGGGACGUGCUGAAGACGGACCUGCCGUUCUUCGACAUUUGCGUCGCCAACAUGCCGUACCAGAUCAGCUCGCCGUUCGUGUUCAAACUGUUGCUCCACCGGCCAUUCUUCCGCUGUGCGGUGCUCAUGUUUCAGCGCGAGUUUGCCCAACGGCUGGUGGCCAAACCGGGCGACAAGCUGUACUGCCGGCUAAGCAUCAACACGCAGCUGCUGGCCCGCGUCGACAUGCUGAUGAAGGUGAGCAAGAACAACUUCAAACCCCCGCCGAAGGUGGAAUCGAGUGUGGUGCGGAUCGAACCGCGGAACCCGCCGCCACCGAUCAACUACACCGAAUGGGAUGGGCUGACGCGGAUCGCCUUCUUGCGCAAAAACAAAACACUCGCCGCCGCGUUCAAGCAAACCACGGUCCUGACCGCCCUCGGGGACAACUACCGGUUGCACUGCUCGCUGAAGAACGUCGAUGUGCCGGCCGAUCUCGACGUAAAGGCAAAGGUAGAACAGAUACUGGAGGGGAUCGAUGCGGGGAACAAACGGGCCAGGUCGAUGGACAUCGACGACUUUAUGGCCGUGUUGCAGGCAUUCAAUGCGGACGGAUUCCACUUUAGCUGAGUGUUUAUGUUUAUGUAUAUUUUGCAAUAAAAACACGCAACGUA